AUGAUACACAUUCGCGCUUUUCCCUUCACUGUUCUCUGCAUCGGUAUUCUCCUCUUCAUCGUCUUCCUCAAUACAUCCACGCCUUCCUACUUAACACACUAUUCGUCCGACCUUCUCCAAAAAUAUAGACCAGUUGGAACAGUCCAUGGAUCCUCCGAUAUUUCAAACAGCACACUUGGUUUUCAAAAGAUCUUUGCAGUGAGCUUACCGGAACGAAGUGAUAAGAGAGAUGCUCUCACGUUGAUUAGUAGUUUGACAGGAUUCAACAUCGAAUGGGUAGAUGGAGUGAAGGGGGAAGCAGUCUCUGAUAAAGCUGUACCAUAUGGUGCUGAUAGAGUGAAGUUAUGGGAAUCAAAUUUAGGAAGUUGGAGGGGGCACAUGAAUGCUGUUCGGAGGAUUGUCGAACAAAAUCUCACAAGCGCACUUAUCUUUGAAGAUGACAUGGAUUGGGACACCCGUUUAAAAUCUCAACUCCUUACCUUCGCGGCCGGUUCCAAAUUUAUUCAAUAUUCCUCUAAUACACCCUCAAAUCUUGUUUCUCCCUAUGGCGAUGACUGGGAUUUACUUUGGCUUGGUCAUUGCGGCGAAGUAUUCCCCGAAACUCUCGAUGAAUACAAGUCGCUUUCUCCCUCCUCUCCUGAAAUCGCACAUCUCUCCCGCAAAUACAUCAUAACCUCCGAUCCUACUGUCCCACCGCCGAUGCAUUUCAAAGGAUUCCAAAAUGCCACACAAAACCCCUACACACGAUGGGUUCACAUCAGUGGAGGUCCUAUCUGUACCUUCGCAUAUGCGCUGAGUCAACAAGGCGCGAGAAAAGUGCUAUGGGACUUAAGUGUUGAUAAAUUAGCAGGACCGUUUGACAAUGCAUUAGCAGGACUGUGUAGAUGGGGACGGGAUCCGAAGAGAUUGGGAAUGAGAUGUGUAAGUGUUACGCCGGGGCUCUUUCAACAUCACAAAGCCAGAGGUUGGGUGGGUGGAGAUUCGGAUAUUCAAAAGGUGGGAAGUACGAAGGAGGAUGUGAGAGAAAAGGGGGUUACGGAAAAUGUGGUUUGGAGUGCGAGGAUGAAUGUAAGGGAAAUGUUGAUGGGGGAAAGAAUUAAAGGGCAGUGGAGUGAUGAGGUUGGAAGAUAG
Botrytis byssoidea is the source of this 1131-nucleotide messenger RNA. RefSeq lists its product as uncharacterized. The record is from RefSeq and is a predicted model, not a curated record. Lineage: Eukaryota; Fungi; Ascomycota; Leotiomycetes; Helotiales; Sclerotiniaceae. The coding region runs from base 1 to 1131 and encodes 376 amino acids. The transcript is spliced from 2 exons.